UCCUCCUCAGCAUCACCUCACGUGUGCUGCUCCGUCCAUCAGCCCUGCUCGUGACGGCUCUGGUCCACAGGUGAUAUCUAUUAUCUCCCCUCUUAUGCGCUCAGGUGUCGCGUCCGUCCACUGGUCGUCCUUCUUCCAGUGAGCUCCGUGUUUAGUCGCGGGCUUGGGUGAGCUGUGGUCGGCAGAGAUUAUUAUGAGUGGUCGUUGAGCAUGGCGGACAGUCAUCUGGAGUACCGCUACCUGGAGGGCGAGCCCGGGGGACAGCCUUACACCGAGGACCCGGAGCUGAUGGCCAUCAAGGCCAGGGUUCAAGAGCUGGAGAUGGAAGAAGAGGCAGAAAGACUGAAGGAAGAAGAGGAUGAAAGAUGUGAUUUAGAGGAGAUGCAGCUCCUGGCCAGCAGCCCACAGCCAGGACCUUUCUACAAUAUGACUCCUGAGGAGAGGAUAGAAGCAGACAACAGAUCAGUCUAUGUGGGAAAUGUAGACUAUGGAGCUACUGCAGAUGAGCUGGAGAUCCAUUUCAAUGGCUGUGGUCCUGUCAACAGAGUAACCAUCCUGUGUGACAGGUUUUCUGGUCACCCCAAGGGCUUUGCUUAUAUCGAGUUCUCUGAUCAAAGCUCUGUGCAGAGUGCCAUUGGUCUACAUGAGACAUUGUUCAGAGGAAGAGUCCUCAAGGUAAUGCCAAAGAGGACCAACAUGCCAGGAAUCAGCACCACUGACAGGGGAGGCCACAGAGGAGGUCACUCCAGAGGCAGAGGCCGAGGCCGUGGUUACCGCCCUCCCAGAUACCAAAACAGCUUUCGGGGCAGAUUCCGGUACCAGUCAGCGAGACCCCAACACCAAUCACCUCACCCUUACUAUGGAGGACAGUCAGUAGGGAAGAGACAGUGGGGACACGUGGACUACCAUGAACAAACACAGAAACGUCACCCAUGUCUUCUACUCAUCACACCACCAUCAGAGGAGUUGGGGGUUGGGUCAAGUGGACAGCACUACCCACAGCGUUAGCACUACCCAGAGUUCAUGCCGUUAAGGAUGUGAUGAUUUUAAACCACACAUGCUUUCAGGCAUUUGAAAGCAGACUGGAUCCCAGGUGUUUCAUUAUAAGCAUAUGUUGCUGUGAAUGCAUGGGACAAUGUUCAAAUUGUCAUGCAGUUGAAUCUGUUUUUACAAGUUGAUGGGAAUGUUUUGUCAUUGGCUGUAAUAUAUAACCCCCCCCCCCACC
Molecule: messenger RNA, 1225 nt
Organism: Cololabis saira (Pacific saury)
Lineage: Eukaryota; Metazoa; Chordata; Actinopteri; Beloniformes; Belonidae
Gene: pabpn1l
Product: PABPN1 like, cytoplasmic
Exons: 6
Coding region: 211-1008 (265 amino acids)
Molecular function (GO): RNA binding
Source: RefSeq, a predicted model, not a curated record